Molecule: messenger RNA, 736 nt
Organism: Eutrema salsugineum
Lineage: Eukaryota; Viridiplantae; Streptophyta; Magnoliopsida; Brassicales; Brassicaceae
Exons: 3
Coding region: 82-561 (159 amino acids)
Source: RefSeq, a predicted model, not a curated record
AAAGAAGCUAUUCUACCAAAUAUAGAACCCCCCAACCACGAUUACUCUCUCACUCCUCUAUCCUACUUUCUCCGCCGUGGAAUGGGGAACUGUCAGGCGGCGGAGACAGCAAUGACCGUGAUACAACGACCAGACGGCAAGUCGGAGAGAUUUUACUGUACAGUAAGCGCGAGCGAUGUGAUAAAGUCUCAUCCCGGCCACCACGUCGCUCUCCUCCUCUCCUCCGCCGUACCUCACGGCGGCACUCUCCGCGUCACACGUAUCAAACUCCUCCGUCCUUCCGAUAAUCUCUUGCUUGGUCAUGUCUAUAGGCUCAUUUCUUCCCAAGAGGUGAUGAAAGGAUUAAAAGCCAAGAAAUCUGAAAAGAAGAAGAAGAUCCAUGGAGAGUUUUCUGUAGCAGAUGAGGACAUUAACCCACUAACCAUAAGAUCUGAAUCUGCUUAUGACAAAGACUCUCAGACAAGGAUACAUGAAAAGCAGAGCGGGGUGAACACAGGAGCUACCAACAAAGUAAGAGCUUGGCAGCCUUCUCUUCAAAGCAUUUCAGAAUCUACAAGCUAAAACUUCAAUUUUUUUUUUCUUUUUUUUUUUUACUUUGACUUUUUUGAUGAUUUGAUUUGUCUUUGUAUUUGUUGUUUUUCCCAAUCAAAUUGUAAAGGAAGAAAAGAAAACCAUUUGAUUGUGGCAUAAGAAGCUAUUGUGUGUUUCUUUUAACUUAAUAAUAACCGAUGAAGAU